UGCUGGGUCUAUUCAUAUCGCUAGGACUCAUGUGCAUGAUAAGCAUGUGCUCACUGGAUGCCAAAUGGAAUAUUAAUCAACUGUUCGUUCACCCACAUAAACCCAUCCUCUUUUCCAAGUCCUUCAAAGUAAUCCUCUAUCAUUUGUCGCAAUGCCUUGGGAGCCGAUCAAGCUGAAUUCUGGAUACUACAUGCCAAGUAUCGCAUUCGGUACUUGGAAGACAGGUAAUGGCCAAGGACCUAUCGACCAGGUUAAACAGGCUCUGGGAAAUGGAUACAACCACAUCGACACAGCGCAGGCCUACAAGAAUGAAGAAGAAACCGGUGUUGCUUUGAAAGAGACCGAACUUUCUCGUUCAGAUGUCUUCGUGACAACCAAGUACUCCGGUACAAAUGGUCUUGACAUCCCGACUUCCAUCAAGAACAGUUUGAGCAACCUUGGCUUAUUGGACGUUGACCUCUAUCUGGUCCACGCCCCGCGCCUGGCAGUACCUGACAUCCCAACAUGUUGGGCGCAAAUGGAAAAGGUCCAGGAUGACGGACUUGCUAAGAGCAUUGGUAUCAGUAACUUUGGCGUCAAAGACAUGGAGACUUUGGUAGCAUCUGCGCGAAUUAAACCUGCAGUCAAUCAGAUUCUCCUUCAUCCAUAUGUCUAUGAACGACAAAAACCUAUCCUUGAGUAUGCCGCGAAGAAUGGAAUCAUCAUCGAGGCCUACAGCGCGCUGAUCCCCAUCACAAAGUCACCUGGCGGUCCUUUGGACAAACCAUUGAACGAAAUCGCAGCCAAGUUCGGUGCGACGACCGAACAGAUCCUUAUGGCGUGGACCAAAGCCAAGGGGGCCGUCGUCGUCACCUCAAGUUCAAAGAGGACGCGCCUGCAAGGUUACAUUGCGGCAGGUGAUAUAACUUUGUCUGCGGAGGAUAUUGCUGCCAUCGACGCUGCGGGUGCUUUGGGCGAGGAAAAGUAAAUUUAUCCUUGGCGUUCGGCGAGUGGUCAAAUGUCGCAAGUGCUGGCUCAUCUUCAAGUUGUACUUCUAAUUCAGCAAAAAUGUCUCAUUGGGCUGCGGAACGACUCAAAUAGAAC
Suillus fuscotomentosus is the source of this 1083-nucleotide messenger RNA. RefSeq names its product Aldo/keto reductase. Gene Ontology annotation, molecular function: oxidoreductase activity, acting on NAD(P)H as acceptor. The record is from RefSeq and is a predicted model, not a curated record. NCBI's taxonomy places the organism in Eukaryota, Fungi, Basidiomycota, Agaricomycetes, Boletales, Suillaceae. The transcript has 10 exons. The coding region runs from base 152 to 967 and encodes 271 amino acids.